AGACCCAGCGGGUCAGAGUCCGGGUCCAUUAAGUGGGUAAUGGAUCUACCCGCGAGUACUGGGAAUCUGGUUGAAGACUGGAAGAAAAAACUCUGCACUUAACAUGAUACAAAUUCAAUCCCUAACUCUUUCUCUCUCUCUCUCUCUUUCUUUACAAGCAGACUCUUGCAAAAUAUCAAACCAACUCCAAUAAUUCUCCUUCCAUUCAUUAACUUGGCCAUGAAGCGGGCAAUCCCAUGGACUGAGCAUGUUGAUGUUAUAUCAUCCGAUGAAUCAUCUUCAUCAGAUACAGAUGAUGGAUAUGGUUGUCAGCAGUCAAGCAUCGAUACUACUGUUAUAGAGAAUUUGACAUCUGAAGCUGCACUGUUCAAAAAGGCGGAAUUGUAUCAGGAAUACAUGAAACAGAUUCCGAUCCCUACACACCGUGGUUCUAUUAUACCAUUUACCUCAUGGGUGGGACUAGGCAAUUCGAUUAAGCACUUAUAUCAGCAACCCUUGCAUUACCUCACUAAUAUACUCUUAAAGCAGUGGGACAAAUCAAGGUAUGACUCUGAAGAUGAAUUUAAGCCCCUGGAUACAGUCAUUCAUCCUUCUAAAGCUGAAGCCACCAUUUGGCUCAUCGAAGAAGUCCAUCGCUGCACCUCUUCUCAUCAUCAUCUAGCUAAACUCUGGCUUUCUGAUCCAAUGCACAACACCUUCCUUGAUUCCAUAUUCCCAAAUUCAUGAACCCCAUAUGGAAGACCUGUCUGUUUUCACAAUUUUGUGUUGACUGUGUAAUAGAUGUUCUUUCACAAAUUUUUGUUGACUGUGUAAUAGAUGUCCUCUAAUUUCUUCAUGUGGUGUGGAUCUGUACAAUAUGAACUUGAAACUAGAUGCAUUCAUCGGUUCUUUGUUUCAUUCUCAUAAAUUGAUGUGGCAUCAGCUCUUUAAUAGAUCAAUUUCCUGGGCAAGAGCAUCAGCUAGUUGGUUGAUACUUGUGCUCAGGAUGUUUAUUGAUUUUA
Molecule: messenger RNA, 1001 nt
Organism: Mangifera indica (mango)
Lineage: Eukaryota; Viridiplantae; Streptophyta; Magnoliopsida; Sapindales; Anacardiaceae
Product: protein RDM1-like
Exons: 3
Coding region: 220-726 (168 amino acids)
Cellular component (GO): RNA polymerase V complex; nucleus
Source: RefSeq, a predicted model, not a curated record